AUGCUCCGCUGGGCAGCUGCGUUGCAUCACUGGAGGGCCUUCUUCCUGCUCAUGAGUCUCACUCCCCAGAUGGCUUGGCACUCCGGGACCCACCUACUUCAGGAGGUGAAGCUGAGGUCGGGAGGUGCACAAGUCCUGGAGGGCUGCAUUGCCGAGAUCCACAACAUCACCAGCUUGGACAUCUCCGACAAUGCUCAAGCAGAGGUCACCAUCAUCAUCAAUGCCCUGGGAAGCAACACCUCCCUGACCAAAGUGGACAUCAGUGGGAAUGGAAUGGGGGACAUGGGAGCAAAGAUGCUGGCCAAAGCUCUGCAGAUCAACACCAAGCUCAGGACUGUGAUAUGGGACAAGAACAACAUCACUGCACAAGGCUUUCAGGACAUAGCUGUUGCUCUGGAAAAGAACUACACUUUGAGAUUCAUGCUGAUUCCCAUGUACGAUGCUUCUCAAGCCCUUAAAACAAACCCUGAGAAGACAGAAGAGGCUCUGCAAAAGAUAGAAAACUACCUGCUCCGGAACCAUGAGACCAGAAAGUACCUUCAAGAGCAGGCCUACCGCCUCCAGCAGGGCAUCGUCACCAGCACCACCCAGCAGAUGAUUGACAGAAUCUGUGUGAAAGUACAAGACCACCUCAACUCCCUUCGGAACUGUGGGGAAGAUGCUGUCCAGAAGGAUCUGAAGUCGGCAGAACCACUCAUGCGUGAUGCUAAGAACUCUAAGACGUUUGAAAUGGUCUAA
Sciurus carolinensis (gray squirrel) is the source of this 738-nucleotide messenger RNA. RefSeq names its product F-actin-uncapping protein LRRC16A-like. Gene Ontology annotation, molecular function: protein binding. The transcript is spliced from 8 exons. Gene Ontology annotation, cellular component: lamellipodium; plasma membrane. Lineage: Eukaryota; Metazoa; Chordata; Mammalia; Rodentia; Sciuridae. The record is from RefSeq and is a predicted model, not a curated record. Bases 1 to 738 code for a protein of 245 amino acids. Gene Ontology annotation, biological process: cell migration; regulation of Arp2/3 complex-mediated actin nucleation.